Molecule: messenger RNA, 4198 nt
Organism: Mugil cephalus (flathead mullet)
Lineage: Eukaryota; Metazoa; Chordata; Actinopteri; Mugiliformes; Mugilidae
Product: TMF-regulated nuclear protein 1-like
Exons: 1
Coding region: 461-1093 (210 amino acids)
Biological process (GO): regulation of cell population proliferation
Cellular component (GO): nucleus
Molecular function (GO): DNA binding
Source: RefSeq, a predicted model, not a curated record
ACAGAGGGUAGCGGAUACACUGAAGCCAGUAAAAUAGCAUCACUUCAAAAAGGGGGACCUGGUACAUCUGCAUGUCUUUCCUCCCUCUGUCUCACUCGACUGAGCAGAGCUGAUCAAAGCAGAGAUCCAGAUGAGGCAAAACAGGCAUGCGGAGGACACGACAGCCUGCCAGCAUCAGCAGCAGCAGAGAGGCAGGCUGCCCAAUCAUCAGCUGACAUGCUCAGGAGUUCGGCAGCCAAUGAAAUGCCAGCAGGCGCCCUCCCCAUCACAACCACUCAGACGCAGAGAGAGCACAAGCCCAGCUCAGAUUUCUUAUUAAUGAAUGGAGCUGUUCCAAGGCUGCAUCCCUGCACAUCUCUGCACUCUCUGCUCGGCGGCUCCUGACUCUGGUACGGGAAAGCGGGAAGGAAAACAUCAACACUGACAGUAAGGACAGCGGCAGCACGGUUAGACACUGGCUAUGAAUGGACGGCAAGGCAACACAGAAACCCAUGAUGAGGACACCACUGAGGAAAUGGCAGCAGCUAUUGAAAGCACGUACCCGCAUCCGGAUUUCCACCAGCCGGACUCCUCAUCUCCAUCACCACCUUCUUCCCCUCUUCCUCCAUUAGACAUGCCACCUUCAGCAUCUGCCUCUGCCCUCCUGGCACUGGCAUCUCCAGCAACCAGGCGCUCCAUUUCCAUGGGAGACUUCCGGAGGGUGACAGGGGCGCUCCUGGGUGGUUCAGAACCCCCGUCAACAUCUGCCACGGCCCCCUCCUCUAAACUUGUCACCCCCAGCUCCAGCAUGGAGUUCGAAGCAGCCCGGAGGCGCCUCCUGGAGGUGGAGGAGCGUCAGCGUGUCAUCAGGGAGAUGGAGCGACGGCUGGAAGAACUUCGGGAGGUGUUUGUGCGAUCGGAGCAGGAGGUGGUGGUUCACGGGGAGCUGGUGUCUCGGAUAUCUAGUACAGCCCAGCAGGGGGAGCUGUACGUGGCGGAGAACAGCCAGCGGCUGAAGAAAGGCCUCAAGUUCAAGAAGCAUCGACCCACCAUCGUUUUUUCCUCCAUGCUUGGACUUCGCACGUGCCUCCCGUGGCCCGUGAAGCUCAAAUAGGACAACAGAGGCUUGCAUUCCAUCCAUCCUUUAACAUGUGCUUUACAUAACUGGAAGGACAGACUUCCGUUCUAUGGUUACCACAUACUGAUAUGGCUGCUCUCCAGUUUCCACCGUUCUGCUCUUGUAUCCUGAGGCUGGUCCUCAAGGGCUUUUAGAGUGCCUACAAUAAUCACUGAUGCUAACAAAGGAGCUUCCUGUUCAGUGUGUUCUGAGGAAAUUAUCUGGUUAGAAAACCAGUGAAGGUUGUACUAGUGCAAUGUGUACAGAAUGUCAGUGUGAUUUCAUUGUUCUCACAGAUACUAUGCUGCAUGCAGUUUGGUGUGGUCGGAGAGAUUCAGAUAGCAUCCAUGGUGCAUGGAUGAGUCAUUUUCAGGUGAUGUGGGAAGAGAGGUUCAGACUGGCCUGUGACACCUUGAGAGCUCUGCUGUGCUUAACUUAUGCAGCAAUGUACAAAGAGCCAAGGAGGAUUAUGUAAUGUUACUUUUGAGUGAGUGGGUGUACGUUAAAUGAAAGCAUUGCCACUUCAUCGCAUUUAAAGAGGAAUGGUCGACAAACGAAAUUAGAUGUCACGCUAAAUAUUACUGCACUGUUAUGUAAAACCAAGGAUACAGCAGUAGGGAAGAGUGUGACAGAAAGAAAAUGCACAAACUAUGAAAUGUAGCAGGCUGCCACACAGAAAGGAAACGUGCCUUGGCUUGUCUGACACCACGCAUACACUAACACAGCACCUGUUUUCAGCAGUGUGAACAAGUAAAAGCAAGGCAGCAGGAGAGAGAUUCAUCUGGGACAAUUCCACCUGUGGCCUCUUUUUGUCCAGUCACCUAGCAACCUUUCAUCCCUGUGUCCUAAAUCCUCUUCCACAAAUGUCCAGAAUGUAUCCAGUGGAGUGCUGUAAUUACAUCGCUGUGAGAUGGGCGAAGGAUUUUCCUGAAGGAUUUAGGAGCUACUGCAUUUAUUUAAAAAUCUAUUAGAGCUAGCUGCAAAUAUUACUGAUAGGAGCUUGUUAUGAAUGCUGCCCCAUUUAUUUGAUGACUAGGGGCUGAGCUUGAUUUAACUCAUGCAUGCAGGCUAGGUAAGCUAGGGUAGGCUGUCACUAUUCGCAGACUGUGUCUCGGUGUUGUGUGUGACAAUAGCAAGCUAUGUAAAGGUACAACAAGUAUAUAGUGUGCACAACAACACUGCUAUCACUCGACCUGAAUUGUGUUCAUUGAGUAUUUGUUCGUGUGAAAUAUGUGAAGAUAUUUUAAAUUUCUCCCCCACUCCAUGCAUAGAAAGAUCUUUUCCCAUAUGCAGACGAUGACCUAAUUUUUUAAGUACAUUUCACUUUCAUUGUCUCGGCCUAGUUCUCAGUUCCGUCUCAGCCAGUUCUCUUCUCUUCUCUUCUCUUCUCUUAGGAUUAAGCAAUGACCAUGUAUUCACGUAUGUGUUUCACAAAUCCUUUUGCCUCACUGCUGUAUUUGUGUGCGUAGAAUGCACAGCCACUACCCAGGGGGAUAUCUAUUUUUGGCAGUUGUAGUUUAGGCCAGAAAGGCAAAGAUUCAAUCUCAGCAAUCGCAGCAUUUGUUGCAAAAAUGCAUGCACGGAGACAGGCGUGCGUGUUGGUUUUCCAUCCAUGUGUGCUGCUUUCCAAGAGAAUGAAGGGGGAUUUUUGCACAUGCACAAUCCUCUGUGGUGCUUUGUUUGCUUUUUCUUAUAAUAAUUGAUCUCCCUGAAGAACAAAAGAGCAAGGCUGUUUACAAAAGACGCACAUGAUUUGAUUGUAUAAUUGCCUACUGUAGGUUUCCAUAAAAUCCUUGUGUGCACUUAGGCGAUCUGGUUGUUCCCUUGCUGCAAAGAUAGCACGCGAUAGAGAAAUAUUACUGCAUAAUUUGAGAUUAUAUAGAAGCACCUCUUUGUCUCUGUCAAGUCAAGAAUGGCAAAAGAUGAAUUGCUCUGAGGCCGAGCUGCCUGUAUCAGAGACCCUGCAGGCAAAGUGAGAAAAAAAAAUAUAAAGCGCAUGGGAAAACUAAAAGCAUGUGGUAAAAAAUGUAAUUGAUGCAAAUCUGUGAGAAUGAGGCCACAUAGUUGUUGGUUUUCUGUAAUUUUGACUUUAAGGGCUUAAAUGAUUUGUUUGUCCAUGGCCACUGGGAGCACAAUUAAAGGGGCACACAUAAUUUUGAAGUGAAUUCACGGAGUUCAGCUCAUGGAGAGUACCACUUAGCCUGUGAAAGCAGCUGAAUAAUGUCGUCUGUGACUCAGGAAGCACCAAGGCGGAGGCACAGAGGCUCGUAAAAUUUCAAAUGUUACAAAGUAAACCAUUUAAGAGAAUAUAGGGUCCAAUGAUACCUAUUCCAAACUUUAUGUAAGUACCCAUACAAGCAAAAAAGAAAAAACAAAGAAAAAUGUUGUAGGUUCAAUGUAAGCGUUGUGCAGCUCAUAGCCAUAAAGACCUUAGCAUCGAAUGUUGACCAACUCUGUAAAAGCAUUCCACAUAGCCGAGGUCACUACUGCUUGCCAUCUUGCACAUCAAUACCAAACCAUGUUCAGCUAAGAUAGUUGCUAAGCUUUUGCAGAAUAAAGGGGUCUCGUAGGCCUUAAAGAUGUAGUCAUGGUCCUAUGUAUAUAGCUUAAAGUUAUACCUGAAUAUACAGCUGGCCUAUAUAUUGCUUUUAAUAUGCCUUAUGCAGUAUUUGUGCAUUGGCAAUCAUGAACAACGACAGUGACGAUUUAGACGUUGAUAAACUGGUGACCCUCAUAGACCUCAUACAGAAACAUUUAUAUCUCAGCUGGAAAAGAACAAUCUAGUCAUGCACUGAUGUGGGACUGCACCUUUGUGUUUUCUGUUAAUAAAAAAAAAAUCCCAAAGAUCUCUGGGCCCACACGCAGAAUGAAUGUAAUGUUAAUUACAAUUUAUAUGUUUUUUUGUUGUUGUUGCAUUUUUUUCCCCUUAUUGCUGACUAUACAGUAUAAUCACAUACAUUAUGUUUGAACCUGUGGUUGGCAAAAAAAGAUCUUUUAUGUAUUUAAUACCCCUCGAAUUUAAGUACAGGGGGACGUCUCACACCCUUUACGGACACAAAUACUGGUCAACCACAGGUCCAAAAAAAAAAAAAAAGAAACACC